AUGGGGCACCUGGCAGGGUUUUUGUCGGUGGAGGACGACCAGGCAUUCGCCCUGGGCCCUGGCAGCGCAGUCACGGUGGGGCAGAGGCUGCACAUGAGACGCCAGGCCAGGAAGUCCACCGCCGCUCUCAUCGAUCAAAAUGGGGCCGUCGUCUCGACCGCCGCUAUCGCCUCCACGCCGCGCUCCAAGCAGCCCCCUACCCCGCUGGGUGCUGUGGUUGAACUGUUGAAGAAGGGGCGUAUCGAGUGCAGUGCGCUGGUCACAGCGGUGGCGGGCGGCAGAGUUCGUGUGCUGCUGGCCAUUGUGCUGCCAGAGAGCACCUGGGCCAGCCACAACCGCUGGCAGGCCGGUGACAAGGCCGCCCUGCUGUUUGCUCACCUGGUUCCGGCUGUGCUGCCACGGGAGGGAGUGGACGAGGCUGCAGGAGCAGCUGGGAGCAGCCCGGCACAGCAGCAGCAUGGACAGCAGCAGCCCCUCACCUAUGUGGAGCAGCUCCGUCGAGAGUUGGAAACUGAAGGGGUGCAGCAGGCUGGCACCGAUGCAGAGGUUUUCAGCUUGACGGGCUGCUUCCGCGCCCUGCCCAUGAAGUUUGGGCAGGCACAGCUGGCCGAGCUGUGCCCCGCAGACUCUGCCCAGCCCUGCCCCCUGGAUCAGCUGGAUGAGAGCGUGACCCGCAGCGUGCUGUCGCGGCUGGACCGCCGCUCGCUGGCGGCCAUGGGCGCCACAUGCCGCCACAUGCGCGACCUCUGCCUGGACGUGGCGCCCGGCCUGAAGCUGAAGCUGUACCCUCACCAGCGUGAGGCGGUGCUGUGGAUGCAGCAGCGCGAGAAGGCUGGGGGCCCGAUGCGCCACCCCACCAUCCGCGCUUUCCAGUGCCUGGAGCUGGGCCCUGGCGACGACCCCUUUGCUGCCGCAGCCGGCUCCCUUGCCGACUGCAUUGCCAGCAGCAGCAGCAGCGGCGGCGGCUGCAGUGGCAGUGGAGCGCCUCCCUUUGAGCUGGGCCUGCCGUUCUGGGCUGACACAGCCACGGGUCAGCUGUGGACGGAGAAGCCGCCGCAGCAGCUGGUGGACAGCCGGGGCGGAUUGUUCGCCGAUGAGCCUGGAUUGGGAAAAACGAUCACCAUGCUGGCGUUGAUCCUUCGCAGUUUGCGCAGGCUGCCUGCCCCGCCACCUGGCGCCGUCACCUGGGUGCGGCCUGGGUGCGGCUUCUACAGUCUGCUGCCAGAGGCGGAGGCUGCCGCUCCGCAAACGGAGCGCAGGCGGAGCAGCCGGGGGUGCUUGAAGCGCACGCGGAGCGGAGCCAGCACGGCAAGCCGUGGCAGCGAACUGGAGGCCAGCGAGCAGCUGCAGUUUCCUCCCGAGGAUCCAGAAGAACUGGCGAAGCGCAUCAGGCGCCAGCGCCGCAACCCCUCGCAGCAGCAAUCAGAGCAGCAGCAGCUGCAGGAGCAACAGCAGCCGCCGCAGCCGCGGCCGCUACCUCCGCCGCAGCUGCCGCCGCAGCAGCCAGCAGGGACUGCAGUUUCUGUUGCCCUUGUCGGCGACGCCAGUGCCGGGCUGAGCAAAGAUGGCAGCAUGGAAGACACCUGGGUGCAGUGUGACGCGUGCCAGAAGUGGCGCCAGCUGCCCCCUGGUUCCCAGGCCCCUUGUGGUGACUGGGUGUGUGCCAUGAACCCAGAUGAGCGCCUGCAGUGGCAGGGCUGCCAGGCUCCCGAGGAUUCAUGGGAUGGCGGCGCCUCCCGCGUGGGUGGCAGCUGGGAGCCCACGGGGCGCCCAGCACAACGUGACUUACUUCCGCCGCUGCUGGCUCAGCACCCAAACCAGAUGGACAGCAUCUCGCCAUUGACCUGGCUCAGCCGCCAGCCGCUGGCCAAGCUGAUGGAGGCGCCAUUCACAUUGCCACGGGGCAGUCUUGCACCGUUCUAUCGUGGGGAUUUUACAAACACUGGCCUGCUGUUCCGGCAACUGGAGCUGGAGCCUGUCAUCAAGCAGCGGCAACAGCAGCCGAACAGUGACACAACACACCAGCAGCAGCAGCAGCAGAGUAGGGCGAUGGACAGCGGCAGCGGCAGAGGGUUUGGCAAACGCAGCAGGCGCAGUGGUCGCAGCUGCUCCGGCAGUGAAGAGACAAGCGACUAUGACUGGUCUGAUUUCGAGCUGGGAGCAGACGAGGAGGAGGAGGAGGAGGAGGAGGACAAGGUCCCAGCAGCAGCAGCAGGCAACAUUGUCACGCAGCAACGGCGACGGAAGAAAUUCGAUGUAAACCGGGCCACGACAUGGCAGCGGCCAGCCUCCCAUGCAGCCCUGGAGCUUGACCUGGAGGCUUUGCUUCAAGCGCUGUGUGAUGAUGCGGAGAUCAUCGAGCACUGGCAGCACCAGAAGCGCCUGCACGUGCGCCAGGAGGCCGGCCUGCGUGUGCUGGUCUACACCGGGGAUGCUGUGAAGGAGGCCAGCCGCCUGGGCCAAGCCCUGACGCUCGAGCAGCUGGCCUGGGAGACAGACGUGAUUCUGACCACGUUCCAGACGCUCUCGAAUGAGUGGAGCUACGGAGCCUCCAGCCGGCUCCUGCAGGUGCACUUCCAGAGGGUCAUCCUUGAUGAAGGGCACAGCAUCGGCGGCAGCGACACCACCAACAAGCACCGCAUGGCGACCAAGCUGCUGGCCGAGCGGCGGUGGGUCAUGACGGGCACUCCCACGCCCAACACGCCCGAUGCCAGCGUGGAGAACUUGCGCCCCCUGCUGGCCUUCCUGCACCAGCAGCCGUACCAGGAGGAGCGGUUCUGGAAGAAGGCAGAGCCGUUCCAGGCGCGGCAAGAGGUUGGCCGCCUGCGCCUGCUGGCGCUGCUGCAGCGGUGCAUGAUCCGGGCCUCCAAAGACGAGCUGCUCAGCCUGGGCAUCCCGCCGCUGAAGUGCAAGACGUCCCUGCUGGACUUUGCGCCAGCCCACGCCACAUCGUAUAACGGCUUUGUGGACAUUGUCCGCUUCAACCUGGUCACUGCCGACUGGUUUGACCCAGGCAACACACAGAGCCUGCUCAACUGCAUCAACUCCAAGUGGGCCAUCCCGACUCUCAUGAACCUCCACAAAUCCUGCAACGUCGCAGGCAACUGUCAGCUGCAGGUUUUGGAGCAGGACGUUGUGGAGACGAUGCAGCUGCUGACGCGCCGCCACAUCAAUAUGCAGCAGCUGGCACCAGAUCCUGCGGCGGCGGGCCCCUCGCGCCAGCAGCCGCUUGUGCAGCUCUGCCAUGCCGCGGAGGAGGAGGAGGGGAAACCUCCCCCGCUGCAGCAGCUGUUAGAUGAAGCAGGCCCCGAGUGGAGCAGGCGUGCCAGGCACAUCCGUGCCUGCCUGGAAGAGGGAGGCGCCUGCGACCUCUGCUCCAGCGUGGUCCGGGGCAAGAACGACCCUGCGCGGCUGAAGGACAACUCGUGCCCCAAGUGGAGCGUCCCUCAGGAGCUGAUUGAGUGGCAGCCGGCUUAUGCGCAGAGAGGCGCCAAGGGCAUCAGCGAGGGCUUCUGGCAGGCGGACUGGAAGCACACGCAGAGCACCAAGUGCGUGCACCUGCUGCGCCGCCUGCUGGAGGUUGGGGCCGCCGUGCUGCCCAGCAGCGGCAGGCAGCCGUCCUCCAAGGCCAUUGUGUACACGCAGUUCUGGGAGCACAUGUCUGUCGUUGAGCGAUACCUGCGGUCCCACGGCGUGGCGGUGGCAGUGCUGAAGAGAUCCGACACCGCCCUGCAGAAGCGCGUGGCUUUGAGCAGGUUCCGUGCUCGGGGCCCAGGCAGCGCGGGCGUUCUGCUGAUGGACAAAACGGGCCAGGUUGGGCUGGAUCUCAGCUUUGUGAGCAACGUCUUCCUCAUUGAACCCAUCAUGGACCUGGCGGUGGAGGAGCAGGCAAGCUGUUACAACGCAAAACAACUGCGUGUGAUCAGUCGAGCGCACCGUAUGGGCGCCCGCCAGGCGGUGCAUGUGGAGACGCUGGCGAUGCGGGGCACUCUGGAGGAGGACAUUGUGCGGCAGCGGCAGCCGCCGCCGCAGCAGGGUCCGGCAGCCUCCCCGGCAGGAGCGCCAGCAGCACCAGCUGUGGGCGAGGCGGGGGCUGGCGAGGCGGGGCCUUGGACGGCGGCGGCAGAGGUCGAGGGCAAGAGCAAGGGCAAGGGGGCCCUGAAGAAGCGGAAUGUUCUGUUCCUCGCGCUGCGCCCGGUGCCUGUGGGUGACCUGCCAGAGUAUGAAGAUCUGCCCGGGGCAGCUCGAGGGAAGGAAAACCAGCAGCAGCAUCUGGCAGGGCAGCAGCAGCAGCAGGCGGACCCGCAGCAGCAGGUGCUGCAGCAACAGGGUGCUGGCUUCCCCGAGCUGCGCAGCCCUGCUGGCAGCAGUGAGGAGGAAGAGGAGGAAGAGGAAGAGCUUCUUGAUGUCCAGAGCCCCUCGGCAGCGACAGCGGGUCUGAGUGCUAUGCACACAGAAGCACCCGAGCCAGCCGCCCCAUCCAGCGCAGCCGCCGCUGCCAGCCCUGCGGCAUGGAGCAGCCGGCCGCCGACGUGGCCAGAGGUGGCGUCAGGCGGGGUGCGGCAAGCAGCCUGCAGGGCAGCUGGCAAUGGCGCAGGCACCUCGGGGGCAGCGGCAGCGCACCAGGCAGCAGCGCCAGGACCCGACACUGUGGUGGACGCGCUGGUUUUGUUGGGCGCUGGGUGGCAACGCUCUGUGCGCUUUGCAUGCGACGUUGUUCGGCAGGAGGAGAGAGGCGACGGGCAAGUGACGGGUGCGGCUGAUGUGAAGGACGAGCCUUUGGAGCAGGUGCCAGCAGGGGCCGCACCAGGCGCAGCAGAAGCGGCGGCGCUCGCUGGCCUCAAAGGCGACCCUGGAGCACCAACAGCACCAGCAGCAGUGGCGGCCGUGCCCACUGACACAGGCCGUGGCUGCCCGGUCCGCAGGGAGCGCCCUGGCAAGCGCUGCUGCACCAUGCGCUUGGCUCCCUCCCCCUCCUCUGUCACGAGGGCGGCGGCGGCAGCGGCGGCAGCGGCAGCGGCGGCAGCGGCAGCGGGCGCAGCUGCGCCCCAGCCUGCCGCCGCAUCGGCAGCGGGAAAGGCUGGUUCGGCUGAAGCCUCAGUGGCUGCGGCGCCCCAGCGCCAGCGCAACCGCUACCUACUGCGGGCGCUUGGCAAGGAGCUGCCGGCAGCUGGGGCCGGCCAGCAGCAGCAGCAGCCCCUACAGCAGCAGCAGCAGCAGGCUUCUCAGCCGGUGCGGGCUGCCCCCGCUUCACAAGGCCCUGCAGGAGCAGCGGCGACCGCGGCGCGGGUGCCAGCAGUGCCGCCGGUGGCCGCCGUGGGAUUGGCUGUUCCAGCAGCGGCGGCGGUGGCAGCGGUUGCUUUGCCUGCCCCAGUAGCAGCAGCAGCAGAGGCAGCGCCAACCACCGCCCCGGCAGCAGCGGAUGUGUGUGAGGUGCUGCUGGACUGCUGCCAGCUGGCAGAGGCGCAGGCUGUGGGGCUCACCGAAGGCCUUGCCGGCGCGUUCCUGGCAGUGUAUGCCGGCAUGGCGGAUGCGGAGCGGCAGCAGCACGCGGCCCUGCUGCGCGGCCAGCUGGCCCGUCGCAUGCACGUCGGCGCGGCACGCUACAUCCAGACCUGCCUCAAGCAGCAUGACCUGCUGCCCUCGCCGGGGCCGCCGCCAGCGCCGGCGGGUGGUGCACGUGCGCCAGGCAGCUCCGGCGAUGGCAGCAGCAUCGACUGA
Molecule: messenger RNA, 5721 nt
Organism: Chlorella variabilis
Lineage: Eukaryota; Viridiplantae; Chlorophyta; Trebouxiophyceae; Chlorellales; Chlorellaceae
Exons: 26
Coding region: 1-5721 (1906 amino acids)
Molecular function (GO): ATP-dependent chromatin remodeler activity; zinc ion binding; protein binding
Source: RefSeq, a predicted model, not a curated record